CAGGUUGUCUUGGAAACUUCCCUGUGCCGUGAUAAAUGAAUGUAGCUUCUUUUGUAGAUGAUUUCGAUUUGGGAUGUGAUCAUACACUGCACAGGUUACGUUAAUACCUUCGGAAUUCAAGACAUAAUGGAUGAGAAGAGGGAACAGACCGCCAGGCCUGAUGCAGACCGGCCUUCGACAAAGUAUGGACUGAAAGAUCUGUGGACUGAAUUCAGCCACUCUACAGGCCUUCAUGCUGUUGAUAAGAUUAAACCUCCUUCACUCAGGCCAUUAACGAUUCGUGGAUUGGCAUGGAUUUUGGCCUUGUGUUCAACUACGGGGUUUCUCGUCUAUAACCUUGUGGGCGAGAUAGGAACCUACUACAGCUACCCAACCGUCACAAAGAUCACACCCCAAAUGAAACAUUCAAUCAAUUUCCCUGCCGUCACCAUCUGCAACAGAUGCACCUUCAACAACACUCGUCUUGACGUUUAUCCAGAAAUGGAGAACUACUUUUUCAAUAUUUCUCAAGAAAGGACGAGGGAAGACUCAUUUUCUCAUCUAACUUCAGAUGUGUUUCAGAAACCGUUGUCUUUAGAAUGGUUGCAGAACAUGUCUAUGGAAGGAUCCAAAAUGUUGUUUAAAUGUGUCUUUGGUGGUGACGACUUUGAUUGUAUGACCGACUUCCGACCUAUUUUCACUUAUGAGGGGUUGUGCCACACCUUCAACUUCAAUGCCAGUAAAAUUGUGAGGACGGCAGGUGACAACACAAACCUCAUGGUCACUUUCAACAUCAACCAGAAUGACUACACCUUCACCAGAAACAAGGCAGCUGGGAUUAAGGUAUUUCUCCAUCAUCCGGACGUCCACCCAGACGCUAGCUCUACUGUGGUGACAGCUGCGCCCGGGUUCUCAACAUAUGUUGCCAUACAAACAUUUCAGUAUCGUUACCAGCCCCUCCCUUACAAGGCAUUUGAUGUCACUAAUUGUCUGGACACAAACAGUCCCAGUUUUGUGAAUCCCCUGAAGAUCUACUCUCGCCGCUACACAUACGACCAUUGCUUCAUGGAAUGUGUUCAUCUCAAGGCAUUUAAGCAAUGUGGAUGUAUCGGACCUUAUGUUCCAUUGGAUGAUCUUCAGUGCUCUCUAGUGCAACUGGAGAGUUGUUACAAUCCAGCUGUUAGAUCGUUGUCCAAGAAUGGUACCUUCGCGAAGGAAUGUCGCUGUGUUAGCGAGUGCGUGUUCGACAGGUACACGGCCCAGGUAUCCUCCAGCUCCUUCCCUUCAGACAAAUGGGAAUCCACUCUUCUCAAAACACGAGGGCGAAGGACAGGACGAGUUUGAAAGACAACUAUCUGGAGCUGAGAGUAUUUUACGACCAGAUGAUGGUGACAUCCAUCACACAACAACCUCAAUACACCGUGGCUUCUCUGU
Molecule: messenger RNA, 1413 nt
Organism: Haliotis rubra (blacklip abalone)
Lineage: Eukaryota; Metazoa; Mollusca; Gastropoda; Lepetellida; Haliotidae
Product: acid-sensing ion channel 2-like
Exons: 8
Coding region: 58-1323 (421 amino acids)
Biological process (GO): sodium ion transmembrane transport
Cellular component (GO): membrane
Molecular function (GO): ligand-gated sodium channel activity
Source: RefSeq, a predicted model, not a curated record